CCUCACGACACGCCGAGCAUGUCUGCGCCCCAGCUGAUGGACGGCACGCCUGCCCCGGAGACGCCCAAGCCCAUCAUCAAGUCGGCCGACAUGUCAGACGAGAUGCAGGAGGUCGCGAUCCAGGUCGCUACCGAGGCGAUGCAGGUCGCAGACGCUGAAGAGAAGGAUAUCGCUGCCCACAUCAAGCGCGACUUUGACAAGCGCUACGGCCCGACGUGGCACGUCGUCGUCGGAAAGAACUUUGGCUCGUACUGCACCCACGAGACCGGCAACUUCCUCUACUGGUACAUGGGCAACAUCGCCAUCCUCCUCUUCAAGGCCGGCUGAACCGCCUUCGCCGCCUCCACCGCACACACACGACCUCCCUCGCACCGCCACGACAUCAUCUUUCCCUCCUACCGAGCCUCGCCGCCAGGCCUGGCUCGUCCUCCCUCUCUCGACCUUCGACUUUCAGCUCGCCCUUCGUCCACCCCUUUGCCAUACCCCUCAUCACGCCGCCCGCAGUCCUUUUCCUCGUCACGUCCCCCGGUGUCCUUCCCGGACCCUGUCCGUUCUUGCCUCGACCGCGUUCGCGCCGUCGGGUCGCCUCUGCAACCUGCAUCCAGUUUCCUCGACCUCGUCGAGUCGCC
Molecule: messenger RNA, 629 nt
Organism: Rhodotorula graminis WP1
Lineage: Eukaryota; Fungi; Basidiomycota; Microbotryomycetes; Sporidiobolales; Sporidiobolaceae
Exons: 7
Coding region: 19-327 (102 amino acids)
Biological process (GO): microtubule-based process; cilium assembly
Cellular component (GO): cytoplasmic dynein complex
Molecular function (GO): dynein intermediate chain binding; dynein light intermediate chain binding
Source: RefSeq, a predicted model, not a curated record